Molecule: messenger RNA, 936 nt
Organism: Pseudophryne corroboree (corroboree frog)
Lineage: Eukaryota; Metazoa; Chordata; Amphibia; Anura; Myobatrachidae
Product: olfactory receptor 10A7-like
Exons: 1
Coding region: 1-936 (311 amino acids)
Biological process (GO): G protein-coupled receptor signaling pathway
Cellular component (GO): membrane
Molecular function (GO): olfactory receptor activity; G protein-coupled receptor activity
Source: RefSeq, a predicted model, not a curated record
AUGCAAGCUGUGAACAAUUUGACAGUGAACAAAUUUAUUCUUUUAGGUUUUUAUAAUAUCCAUAAAUACCAAAAUGUACUAUUUUGUGCUGUUCUAUUGGCAUACAUUAUAUGUAUGAUCGGAAACUUUACUAUCAUAAUUUUAGUUAGAACUGAGACUUGUCUUCGUAGCCCAAUGUACUUUUUCAUUGGUAUAUUUUCUACUUUGGAGGUAAUGUUUGUCUCAGUAACUGUUCCAAAACUUUUAGCUAUCCUCAUUCAGACUAAGAGGACAAUUUCAGUUUCUGAAUGUUUUACACAGAUGUACACCUUCAAUGCACUUGGGGAAACUGAAUGCUUCCUACUUGCAUUAAUGGUCUUUGACCGUUUUUUAGCUAUAAACAACCCAUUACAUUAUUUUGCUAUUAUGAACAGUAAAUAUUGUUACAAAUUGGCAGUCUUUCCAUGGUUGUUCGGUUUUAUUGUGUCUGUUUUUCCAACAAUUUUUACAAUGCUUUUGGAUUUUUGUGGCCCAAAUGAGAUCAAUCACUUCUUCUGUGACCUGGCACCUUUGCAGAAUUUGGCAUGUUCAGACCCAUUUGUCAGUAAUGUGGCCACAAGUGUGGCGACUGUUAUUUCUAUUGUUUUGCCUUUCUUUACUAUAAUAGGAUUCUACUUUCAUAUCAUAAGGACUGUGUUAAAGAUUAAAACCAAAAAGGGCAAAAAGAAAGCUUUCUCCACUUGUUCAUCUCAUCUCAUUGUAGCUUCUAUAUUCUAUGGCUCUGCUAUUAUUGUGUAUAUUAGACCCAAAGGCAGUCACUAUGACAAAUUUCUUGCUCUCAUGUAUACUGUUGUUAUACCAAUGCUGAACCCCUUUAUUUAUGCUUUCAGAAAUAGAGAGGUAAAGAAUGCUUUAAGAAACUUAAGUAGACAGCUUCACAGGUGUUCUCAAAGUUAA